AUGGAAUUGGGAGGAGGAACUAACCAAGAGCGAAGGGGGAAGGCGAUUCAAGGCACUAUGCUUUGCUUUUGUGGAAUUCCGGCCAAGAUAUCUCAAGCUUGGACAGACAUGAAUCAUGGUCGAAGGUUCUAUGGCUGUGAACGAUACAAGGGUGGAGCUGGUGUUGUCGAGGAGACAUCCACAAUGGCUUGUUCUUCAGCUUGUUGUUCCUUGUUUAAACGCCUACGCUUGGCUCUGUUUUCUUCAGACUGCAACAAAAGAGAAUGA
Messenger RNA from Eruca vesicaria subsp. sativa (arugula), 267 nucleotides. The record is from the annotation of a GenBank genome assembly. NCBI's taxonomy places the organism in Eukaryota, Viridiplantae, Streptophyta, Magnoliopsida, Brassicales, Brassicaceae.